CAGUUGUUGGAUGAAUACCAUUCAUAUACUUGAAAUACCUGCUGCUUAUCAGAGCAGUGCAAGGACUGUAUUGUAAGAAAACUUGUUUGACUUGUCAAGUUUUCUGAUUUAGUUAAAAAAAAGGCAGCAGACCUAGAGUCCUGUUUUAGGUAGUUACUGAAACGCAUAAACCUUUGUUGGUUUAAACACACCCCUUUCUUGUUAUGAUAUUAUUGGUUAGUAAAGUUGUCAGACCUGAUAAACAGCCAGUUCUGGUAUUUGAAUUUUAGAAACACUCCAGCGCAUUAAAUUCCAUCCAGCUCUUACUGGCUUUCAAAUAGUUGGCAGAGGAUAAGGCAUAGCUUUUGGAAGAAAAAAAUACAUUGUGCAACAUUUUCUCUGCAGUGGAACACUGCACAAACAAAAGGCUGCACACCUCAUACCUGUUCCAGAGCAAUUGAAUUCAGACCUGACAGGACAAUAUGGAAGGUGGUGCUUUGCAAAUAGCUGGAUUGGUUUUGGGGGGCAUUGGAGUUAUUGGGACAUGUGCUGUUACAGGCAUGCCUCAAUGGAGAGUUACUGCAUUUAUUGAAAACAACAUUGUUGUGUUUGAAACCCUCUGGGAAGGUCUAUGGAUGAACUGCAUCAGGCAAGCAAACAUCAGAAUGCAAUGCAAAAUCUACGAUUCCCUCUUAGCCCUCACACCUGACCUGCAGGCUGGCAGAGCGUUAAUGUGCAUCUCGGUCCUUCUUUCCUUUAUUGCUUUCAUGACAGCCGUCAUUGGCAUGAAGUGUACAAACUGUGCUGGAGACAAUGAGAAGACCAAAGGAAUUAUACUCUUGAUGUCAGGAAUCACCUUCAUCUUGUCUGGUAUCAUAGUGCUGAUUCCAGUAUCUUGGACAGCGAAUCAGAUAAUCAGAGACUUUUACAAUCCUAUUGUGAAUGCAGCUCAAAAACGGGAGCUUGGUGAAGCCCUUUAUAUAGGUUGGGCAACGGCCCUUUUUCUUGUGGCAGGAGGAAUUAUUUUGUGCUGUUUUUGCCACAAGGCUGAAAAAAAGUACAAAUACUCUCUGCCUAACAAAUCAGCGUCAAAUGUCCCCCGCACAGCAACAAGGAAAACGUCAAGUCUGUACUCCAAAAGUCAAUAUGUGUAGCAUGGGAAUCUUCCCACAAAACUUUCUUACAAUGUGCAGUAAGUCCAUUCUUUGGACUGAACGUGGUUUAUAACAUUUUAUUUGGAUCAAUAACAUUCAUCACAUGACUUCUGCUUGUUUGAUCCCCUUUUGAAACUUGGUUGGUUAUACCGAAGUGAACAAUAUUUGUACUUAGUGGAAGAAUGUGAAAACAGUUAUAUGCUGACAGUUAUCAAACGAAAGUCAAGCUUUAUAAUCCACAGGAAGAAACAGAUGAAAUAGCACUUUUUAUAUAAAGAUUAUCUUGCAUGCGGAAGGAUAACAAAGAUUUAUGAAGGAAUACACAUAUUUGCAAAGGAUAUUUCAUUUCCAAUAAAAUCAAUGUACAUUGAAGGUAACAAAAAAAGAAAAAUCCUGGAUGUAUAUAUGGAUAUAUCACAUUUGAUAAAUAAUGUAAUGCUAUAUUGGGUAAUGAUUACAACAAUUCUAUUUAAUCCACAUAAUUUAAUGCUUAUGAUGUACACACUUUGAUAUACAGGACGUGAUGCGUCAAUCAGACUUUUUAAUAUCAAUUGGGUAUGGUUAAUGUUAAAGCGAAAUGUUUUUUCUGAGUAUUGCAGAUAAGCAUAAUGGGAUAUCCUGCAAUUCCCCGACCCCCCCCCCCUUCCAUUUUGUUAUAACCUGCAACCCACUACUAUGUUAAUACCCUUGUAUGUGCAUAUAAAAAUAUUUGUACCCUAAAUUGGUAAAUGUAGUGUGCUUUGUCAUGUGACUGUUAUAUGCACUUUUAAAUGUUCCUUAAAUUCUUAAAAUCCUUUAUCAAAAUAUAAAAA
Messenger RNA from Bombina bombina (fire-bellied toad), 1945 nucleotides. Its product is annotated as claudin-8-like. Gene Ontology annotation, molecular function: structural molecule activity. Gene Ontology annotation, biological process: cell adhesion; bicellular tight junction assembly. The record is from RefSeq and is a predicted model, not a curated record. The transcript has a single exon. Lineage: Eukaryota; Metazoa; Chordata; Amphibia; Anura; Bombinatoridae. Gene Ontology annotation, cellular component: plasma membrane; bicellular tight junction. The coding region runs from base 462 to 1133 and encodes 223 amino acids.